CUCAUUUUCCGCUUAUCUACUAACUGUUUGCUUCACCAUAAGUAAAUCCAACUCUUGUACACUUCCCUCUUUAACAAAAUGAAGGGAGAGGUGAAAGCGGUCAUAGAGUUCGUCGGAGACAUAUCAGCCAGGCUGACAUGGAAGGACUUGAGCGUGAUGGUCACCCUUGGCAAUGGCGAUACUCAGACCCUCCUAGAAGACCUAACUGGGUAUGCUGAGCCCGGAACGCUCACCGCAAUCAUGGGCCCCUCCGGCUCUGGAAAGUCCACCCUCCUCGACACCCUCGCUAGCAGACUCGCAACCAACGCAUUCCUUUCCGGUCAAAUACUUCUCAAUGGAAUGAAAACGAAGCUCUCUUUCGGAACUGCAGCAUAUGUGACGCCUGACGAUAAUUUGAUUGGGACUCUGACGGCGAGAGAGACGAUCAUGUACUCUGCUAAGUUGAGGUUACCAGAUAAGAUGGCGACGGAAGAGAAGAGGGCUCUUGUUGAGGGGACUAUACUUGAGAUGGGUCUUCAGGACUGUGCAGAUACUGUGAUUGGAAACUGGCACUUGAGGGGGAUCAGUGGAGGAGAGAAAAGGAGAGUUAGCAUUGCUCUUGAGAUCCUUAUGAGGCCGAGAUUGCUAUUUUUGGAUGAGCCUACUAGUGGUCUUGACAGUGCUUCGGCAUUCUUUGUGACACAAACACUUCGGAGUCUGUCAAGAAAUAAUCGGACUGUUGUUGCUUCAAUUCACCAGCCGAGCAGCGAGGUUUUCGAGUUGUUUGAUCGACUAUAUUUGCUUGCAGGGGGCAAAACCGUCUAUUUUGGGCAGGUUUCAGAGGCUUGUGAGUUUUUUGCCAAAGCAGGCUUCCCUUGUCCGUCUCUGAGAAACCCAUCGGAUCAUUUCCUGAGGUGCAUAAACUCUGAUUUUGACAAGGUGAAGGCGGCUCUCGAAGGAUCUAUGAAGAUAGUGUUCGAGACGAGUGAUGAACCCCUAAAUAAAAUAACGACGGCUGAAGCGAUUCGAAGGCUAACCGAGUUCUAUAACCAUUCUCAAUACUGUUACGCAGCACGGGAUAAAGUAGACGAGAUGUGUCGGGUUAAAGGAACAGUAUUGGAUUCAGGAGGAAGCCAGGCGACCUUCCUUACCCAGGCUUGCACUUUAACCAAACGUUCCUUUGUGAACAUGUCGAGAGAUUUUGGAUAUUACUGGCUGAGGCUCCUGAUUUAUAUCCUUGUUACUAUUGCCGUAGUGAUCGUUUACUCAGAUGUGGGAACAGGAUUUGACUCAUUUCGGGCAAGAAGUCUUUGUAUUGCUUUCAUCUUCGUCUUCAUCACUUUCAUGUCUAUCGGAGGAUUUCCGUCAUUUAUAGAAGAUAUGAAGGUUUUUCAAAGAGAGAGGUUGAAUGGUGCUGCCUUUAUCAUUAGCAAUACUCUCUCAGCAAUGCCAUACUUGAUGAUGAUAUCCUUCUUCUCAACUGUGAACACGUGGGAGGACCCACCACCUGCGUACGUUCGUCCGCGUUCAUUUCUGAACGUGUUUGUGAACACGUUAAUUGUGGCCCACGUUGCCAUCAAACCGCGCGUGAAGAGAUCACCAAAUGAAGCGGUGUGA
Messenger RNA from Asparagus officinalis (garden asparagus), 1596 nucleotides. RefSeq names its product ABC transporter G family member 11-like. Gene Ontology annotation, molecular function: ABC-type transporter activity; ATP binding; ATP hydrolysis activity. NCBI's taxonomy places the organism in Eukaryota, Viridiplantae, Streptophyta, Magnoliopsida, Asparagales, Asparagaceae. Gene Ontology annotation, cellular component: membrane. The record is from RefSeq and is a predicted model, not a curated record.